CUUUAUUUUCUUCUCCCCCCUCUCGUGGUCACUCUGGAAAAACGCAGAAACGCAAUCGUCAUUUAUUCGUCACAUCAUACCAUACACUCGCUGUGUACCGGUACAAGUACGGCACUCGUACGUUAUCAUACCCCACCAUACGGUACCCGUCCUUCCCGCAUUCUAGUUUGGCAACCAGGCAACCAAAAAGAAAGACCAUGAGCCGCACCAAAGCCAUGAUCGUCUCCCAYUCGGUCGUCUUUCUCCUGGGCGUGACGGCCGCAAAGCUCUACGACCGGGACGAGCUCAAUUCCUACCGCGGGGCCUACGAGAAGCCCAUGCAGCGGUUCCGCCGGUGGGCCGGGAACGCCGCGAUGGGAACGGUCGCGCUGGGAUCCCUCUGGGUGGCCCUGGCGGUCGCGGGCAGGGGAGGCAAGAAGGAGGACGGCGGCGGCGGUUGCUGCGGGACCGGCGGGAUGGCCGAGUCGAGGUGAGGCGGGGCGAGCCGGGCCCAGCCCAGCCCAGCCCGGAACGCAAGGCAGCCCAGCGCAGAUCGGAUCCCAGCGAUCGACCCAAAACAAGAUCGGCGGCAAGGAGACAGACCACUUGGGGAUUUCGAGUGGAUCAAUCGCGGUUCGUUGGUGGGUUCUCGCACGAGACGCACASCAUCGGACAAGCCCGCCCACCGAGUGGACGGCACGAUCUUUAGUCGAUACCGAUGUGGUUGGUUUCCCCCAAAACGUGCCGAAACAGUAAUUUUAUAUAAUGUACGCAUGUUUUAAUUAG
Messenger RNA from Pseudo-nitzschia multistriata, 765 nucleotides. NCBI's taxonomy places the organism in Eukaryota, Bacillariophyta, Bacillariophyceae, Bacillariales, Bacillariaceae. The record is from the annotation of a GenBank genome assembly.